CAACCCGCAGCCUUCGAUGUAUUUCGCAUGUGGGGGAGGGACGCCGUAUAAGACAUGUUGGCUCAGUUUUGUUGGGAGAGCCCAGUGUAGAUGAGCGGCUGAACUCACGCUGCGAGCAUCAACAGCGUGACUCCGUCUUCUCUUAGUGCACUGAGUGGGCAUUCUAUGCUGUUCAAAAAGGUGGCCUGAGAUAAGCAGCAGAGUAUCUACAACGGAAAGGUGCUUAUACAGUUUGGCGCGGGGAUCUCAGAGGUCAAAUUCCCAGGGAAGUUUCUAGGCAAACAUGGACUGCAAAGGUAUUGUGAAGAAGUGGAGUUCUGAAAAAGGUCAUGGUCUCAUUUCUUGUGAUCUGGACGGCGGAGAGGUGUGGGUACACAGGCGUGCCAUCGGAGAUAUACCCGAUCUUUCUGUUGGUGACAAGGUGGUGUUCCAGAAGGUGGACGAUGGGAAGUCCCGUGGCAAGUUCAAGGCUGCAGAAGUGCGCCUGGCGGCCCUUGAACCCCGGGGCAGGUUCAAGGAACGCGAAGCGCGCGCUACAAAUUCCGACCUAUCAGCCGGCCAACAAGCCGGCCAGCAGCUUUUGCAAAUGUUGAAGCAGCCGCAGUUUCAGCAGCAGCAGCAGCAUUCGCAGCAGCCGCCGCAGCUACCAACGGAACUGCUACCACAGCAGAGGCUGCAGAUGCCAGAGCAGCCGUCGCAGUUACCACGGCAAUCGCCGCAGGUACAGCAGCAUCCGCCGCAGUUGCCAGAGUAUUGGCCAUUCCAUACUCAGCAGCCGCCGCACGUACAGCAACAGCUGUUGCAUAUGUCACAUCAGGCGUCGCAGUUGCCACAUGAACCGCCUCAGAUACAGCAGCCGCUGCAGCUGUCACAGCAGUGGCCACAGCAACCGCAUCUACCGCCGCAGGUACAACAGCAGCCGCCGCAGCUGCGACAGCAGUGGCCACAGCAGCCACAGCAACCGCCGCAGAUACAGCAGCCGCCGCCGGCACCACAGCAGUGGCCACAGCAGCUGCCAGGCGUACACCAUCAACAGUACCCAGGGCCUUUCAAGUUAAAUUGGCCCAUCAAGGAUGUUGCUAGUAUUGCCGCUGAAAACCGGUACUACGAGUGCCUGAAGAAGUAUGACGGGGACGACCUUGCGCGCAUGUUCGUAGAGGCUGAUCUCGUGGAACACCCAGAUCUGCGCAUGGGCAUGGCAAUUAACAUCUUGCGGCAUGUUCUGAGAGAAAAGAUUGGCGAGGAACAAUUCUUAUGGGACGGUCGCUUUGGAUCUGCCGAGGGUGGUAAAGUUGUGGCGAAUAUCUUAGAGGAGGCGAUGGCAAACUUUCUUACCAAAAGCGGCAUAAAUUUCAAGACGGAGAACGCAUUGCGCCUUGAGCUGGGGUCUGCCAUCAGGACGAUGGAUGUGGCCACGCCCGACUUUUUGUUGUUGGACGAGGUGCAGAUCAACGGCCAGAGCGUGUGUUGGAUCGAUUGCAAGUGUACAUUCGGUAGCGCGCGGAUUCUUACAGAAGGGCUGAAGAGUGGCAAGUCACAAAUGUCGAAAAAUCUGGUAACGCAGAGCAUGAGGUACAACCAAGCUUACGGGCCAGGUGCAUUUGUAUAUUCAUUGGGGUUUUCCGAGGGAUUGGCCGACGUAGUAGCCAAAGCGCAGAGAAUGCUCGCGAAUGGUGGGCAGGUAAUUGACACUAUCCAAGCCAAUGGUCACAAUUCAAUUGAUUCAUCAAUGUCUCGCUCGGCUCUUAAUGGUUGCAUGGUACCGUUGUUCCUCGAUGCCGCACUCCUAGACACCAAGAAGUUGUCCGACGCGAUUGCCCAGCAGAGCAAUCGAAAGCAGCUCGAGAGGUGGCAUUUCCCUCAAGUGCUUGCACAAGCAAAUUCCAAGGCCGAUGUUGUUUCGAUCCCCAUUCCGAGGUGAGAAGUUAUAUAUUAGCGGGGAGGGGGCGCGGCAGUCCUGCGGGUCACGUGCAAUUGCGUCACGCGCGCUGCAGCGCAUUGGUGUUGUCCUGUGCGUGGGGCCAAGCCACAAUGCUUGAUGUCCUGCUCGUGGUACUCCCGCCUCGCCGCCUACAAAAAUCAGCUA
Prorocentrum cordatum is the source of this 2086-nucleotide messenger RNA. The record is from the annotation of a GenBank genome assembly. Lineage: Eukaryota; Dinophyceae; Prorocentrales; Prorocentraceae.